This is a messenger RNA of Neltuma alba, 876 nucleotides long. Its product is annotated as vicilin-like seed storage protein At2g18540. The coding region runs from base 1 to 876 and encodes 291 amino acids. The record is from RefSeq and is a predicted model, not a curated record. Lineage: Eukaryota; Viridiplantae; Streptophyta; Magnoliopsida; Fabales; Fabaceae. The transcript has 4 exons.
AUGAAGCAUCAAAGAGCUUUCCUGGCUUCGCCAUUUUCAUUUCUCUGGUUCUUCUUGCUACUCACCCUUUCCUUUUAUGGGAAGGUUUCGAGUUCUGAUAAUUCCGCGAAGGACGAGAGUCCAGUGAUGGGGAAAUCUGAGUGGAGAACAAUAACAAGCACUGAAUAUGGUGAGGUGUCUGCCAUUGACGUCAAAGAUGGACACAGACUACCCUUCCAUCUUCAGUUCUUUAAACUCGAACCCAACUCUCUCUUCCUUCCUGUUCUUCUUCAUGCAGACAUGCUCUUCUAUGUUCACACAGGGAGUGGAAGGCUGAUUUGGGCAUAUGAUGGCAAUAGUAAAACGAUAAAUCUACGUCAAGGUGACAUCUGCAUGCUUGGAGCAGGUUUUGUUUUCUAUUUACAGAGCAACUUGGAGGCACAAAGACAGAGACUUCGGAUUUUCGCAAUUUUCCCCAACUCCAUUCAUAACCAUUACGACCCAGCAAUUGGUGCUUAUUCCAGAAUCAGUGAACUGGUCGGAGGCUUCGAUCAGAAAAUCAUGCAAGCAGCUUUUGGGGUGCCGGAAGAACUGGCUGCAGAAAUUUCAGAGAAAACUAAGACCCCUGCAAUAGUGCAUGCUGUUUCGAAGGAGAAGAACAAUAUAUUGAAAUUGGAGGCUUGGAUUCUAAACGGAGUAUUUGGUGGUGAGACUGCCAUUGACGUGUCCUCCAACAACAAUAAACCCGGGAAAUAUAACGUUUUUGACAAACAACCUGAUUUUAAAAACCGUUAUGGAUGGAGCCUCAUGGUGACCCAAAAACAUUUGAAAUCAUUAAAACAUAUCAACAUUGGCUUCCUGAUGGUGAAUUUGACCGCGGUUAGUGGUUCAACUUAA